AGCAUCUGGAGUCUUUCGCCGCACCGAAUCCUGUAUCACUAGAACGUGUGUGCGACAAGACCCAACCAGUCGACACCCCUGGCCCCAGUACGGAGCUGAGAAACGCGACCAGAAAGGAGACAGAGCACAGCAGUCGCCAUGCGGAGGGGCAUCACCAUAUUUCUUCUCGUCACUGUCGUCGUCCUUGGCUUCGCAGUGCACAGCGUCUGGACACUAUUGGGUCUGCUGCUCGCUACCGGUCGCGAAGAUGCCAUCGUGCGCGGUGAACUCCCGGCGCCAAACUCGGGCACCAUCAACGACAGGACGCAAUUAAUCCCCAAGAUCAUCCACCAGACAUAUAUCAACGAGAGCAUACCGGAUCACUGGAAGGGGCCGCAGCAAACCUGCAUCGACCUGCACCCCGACUACGAGUACAAGCUCUGGACCGACAAGAAGUCUCGCGAGUUCAUUGCCACCGAGUACCCAUGGUUCCUCGAGACCUUCGAUGGCUACCCGUACCCCAUCCAACGCGCCGAUGCAAUUCGAUACUUUGUGUUACACCACUUUGGCGGAAUUUACAUCGACCUUGACGAUGGAUGCAACCGUAGCCUCGACCCUCUCCUCGCCUAUCCUGCCUGGGUCCGCCGCACUCUCCCCACCGGCAUUUCCAACGACGCCAUGGGCGCAGUCCCUCACCAUCCGUUCUUCCUCAAGGCCAUCGACUCCCUGACGGACUACAAUCGCCGCUGGCCGCUCCCGUACAUCACCGUGAUGGCUUCCACUGGUCCAUUGUACCUCAGCCUUGUCUGGCGCCACUACAGCAACACCAAUCCUGAGGGCAACGAUCGCCUGCGCAUUCUGUUUCCCGAGGAGUACAACAACCACCCGUGGAGCUUCUUCACCCACCACGUUGGAAACAGCUGGCACAGGACCGAUGUUAAGGUCAUCUUCUGGCUAGGGAGACACUGGCUGCUGGUGACCUUCCUUGGAUUCACUGCCGGAUUUGCUCUGCUAGGCAUAAUAUACAAGUUUUUCUUCUUGAACAAGCAGCAGAGACAGCCUGGGUCGCCAAAAGUCCGGUCCUCGUACUCGAGGGUGCCAUUUUACCGCCGCAUAAGCCAGAAAGACGUCGAACUUGACGACCGCCAUCAGGUCUGAACGCUGUUUCGACUUGCGGUUACUUUCCUGUUUACAUGUUGUUGAUUAAGCGCAUUUCGUUCGCGCCACGAGUCCUGCAUUUUCUGGUGUCAUGUUUUAAUGGUUGCUUGCAUUUUUUUUCUUACUCAUUUAACUCACCUUCUUCGUUUCGCACAUUAGCCUAUUGAAUGGGGCUAUUCAACCUCGUAGUAUUGUUUAACUUGAUUUGAGAAUUGCGAUCUGGAACGCAAAGCGAAUUGGUGGCCUUGUUGCAUAUAGAGCGACCCUCGGGUGCUAUUACUAUCGCUAUAGACGAUUUAUUGGGCGGAUGGGUUUAGAGCUGGGAACUCUGGCUUGUUGCUGGGCUUGUUAUGGCCUUUGAUUGUUAUGGGACGGGCAUUAGAUAGUUGGGUCAGAUGGGGCUGACGGUACG
Molecule: messenger RNA, 1549 nt
Organism: Dothidotthia symphoricarpi CBS 119687
Lineage: Eukaryota; Fungi; Ascomycota; Dothideomycetes; Pleosporales; Dothidotthiaceae
Product: glycosyltransferase family 32 protein
Exons: 3
Coding region: 139-1137 (332 amino acids)
Biological process (GO): mannosyl-inositol phosphorylceramide biosynthetic process
Molecular function (GO): mannosyltransferase activity
Source: RefSeq, a predicted model, not a curated record